Messenger RNA from Plectropomus leopardus (leopard coralgrouper), 2493 nucleotides. RefSeq lists its product as uncharacterized. The record is from RefSeq and is a predicted model, not a curated record. Lineage: Eukaryota; Metazoa; Chordata; Actinopteri; Perciformes; Serranidae.
GUGUACAUUUGCUUGUGUGUAUGUGUGUGAGUGUGCGUGUGUGCGUGUCUGAAUGCGAAACAAGUUGAUAUUAUUUUUAAUUUUCCCCAAAACAUAUUUGAAUUAAGCUUCGGAAGGAAGUGAGCCGGGUCUACGGUGAGUGAGGCAUAUUUCACCCUGAGGAAAAGUAACAGACUUUCCACAACAACGGAGACUCAAAUGAACUCGAAAAUACCAAGUUUGCUACGUACGUUUGAAAACAAGCCACAUCUACGCAGUUUAACAAAUUUCGGUGUAUCGUUUUUUUAUCGACACAAGCUAAGUUGAAGCUCGCGCUGUUGUUUUUUUAAAUUUUGUGGUUGGCAGUUUGCAGUCUGGCGUGCCUUCUUUUUAAAUGUGUAAAGUCGCUCAUGUUAGCUUAAUGAAGUUGUAACCGUCGCAUAAGACACGGUAAUAAUAUUGUAGGGGAUAAGCCAUAAGCUACUCAGAAGAAAAAUGCUAAAGACGCUGACGAAGAAGCUAAGAAGACAUUCACUCAAUGAGAUACAUCCUUUCCAACUGAAGAUUUCUUAUCAUGGCAGUGGAGAAGGAGGGGAGAGUGAUGACUCAGAGGGGGAGAACCAGGAGCUUGCACAGAUUGACAGAGAGAGACGGAGAAAUUGUGCCCUCACCCCCUUGGCCACCAGCCAGCAGCACAACCAGGGUCCCCUCUCUCCAGCACGGUUACGACGCCUUCGCCUCCUUUUAGAUGCCAAUCUUGAUCGCCAUUCUUCAGAGGAAGAGCUGGAACGAAUCAGCUGCGGUGACAACAGGAAGUGGGUGUCAGCGCUUCCCCAGCGAAAUGGCGAUCACCACAGCAGCGCCUCCAGUGAUGAGGAGGUGCGGGACCUCUGUGGCUGUGGCUCACCGGCUGCGUCCACCAGACCGCUGGUCGAGCCGGGUGCUUGCCUGGCGGCUUCCCCCAGCCCUGUACUCUUCAGCUCCAGUCCACCACGUAGCCUCAAGCCACCACCCAUGCGUUUUCAGCUGCAGGUGGUGCAGCCAGUGGCACGGCCUAUUAUUUUGACCCACUUUGACCAGUCAGCACCUUACAGAAAGUAUCGGCACAGUUACAGCGGGGAGCCAGGAAGGCCCAGUCUGGAUCUGGAGAAAAUGCAACAGAAAAUGCUGCUGAAAAAGAACUGCGGAGGGAAAACGCGGACUAUAAAGAUUAGGAAUCUGACAGGCAGUCGUCCUCCGCCCCGGUACACCUACGAUCCCUCCAUCUUCGCCUUCCGCUCCUUGAGUACGGUGCCCCCCUGCAGCCCACUGACCCCGUCCGAGGAUCCUCCCUGCUCAUAAGGAAAUUCAUCCACUUCCAGAUAAUCCUCCCUCCCAUCCCCCUUCUCUUCAUUCCCAGAUGGCUGCUUUUUUUGUGGCUUCUGCAGCGAGACCAAGGAGCAACUGUUAUGAGACUGACUGCUAGAAAGACAUUUGUUUGAUGGUCAAACUAUUGCACACUCAGGUAAUCCCACCCUUCUUCUAAGCUGUCACUUUGAUCAUUGUCCUUCAAAUCAACAAGAACAUUUGGAGAAUAAAAUGGCCUAAACACAACAUUUCUAAAGGAUACUUCAGGUAUUGCAUAGCUGUUUCUGAAAAGGUCUGUGAUUGGAGGAAGAACGAUCAAGAAGCAAACAUGGACCAGAGUUGGUACAAAGGGACAAGGCUGACCAUUCUGAAACCUGAAUUUAAUUCUGGGUUGGAUCAAUAUUUAAUGGAAGUAAUGCAUGUAAGACAAUCAAAUGGUUCCAAGGUUUCUUCCUUUUGAUGUGAUUACUGGACAUCUUGUAAGGUUCUUGAUAACUUUAUAUACUAAACAUGGCAAGGUGAAUCACCUGAUAUCUUGUUAUUGUUGAGAAACAUAGACAGUGGUCACAUUCGUCCGUCUGAAAAUACUACGAUGUGUUAUUGAAUAUGCAGGUCGUGAUGAGCUAUAACAAAACAUGUAUGACAUGUAUGUAGUUGAAUAGUCGACCUUUGACCUUUGACAAUGUACCUUUCUUAAUGAAUGUGUCACUUUUUUUAGUCCAGGUCAGAGUUAAGUACUUGUAUCCUCUUUCCUUGCAUGAAUUCCACUGUUUUUGCAGAAAGAGCGGUAUGUGGAAAUAAGAAAGUAUGAGAAUAGUUUGCUGCACAUUUGGCAAGUGUAAUUGGUGCUGUGUUAUGCAUAGCCUACUUGUAGUGUGCCAUUUUUUUCCAAUAUUGUACCUCAUUACUUUCUAGGUAGAAGAGGACCACUGGUUUAUCAAAGACACCCCAGUGUUUUCUAAAGAUCUCUUAAUGCCUUGAAAUCACAUUCCUGUCGUAUUGAAUGAAACUUGAGGUAGCUCUUCUCAGCUCCUGAAACGAUCAACUGAUUAAACACAAUGUCACCACUGUAACUAAGAUUUCGCCGGAGUGAAUGUAACAUUGUGACAUGUUUUCGUCCAUUGUUGCACUAAACGAAUCAAUAAAUGCCCUGUGGCCUCUUGUUUA